This is a messenger RNA of Cephus cinctus (wheat stem sawfly), 4619 nucleotides long. RefSeq names its product oxysterol-binding protein-related protein 2. NCBI's taxonomy places the organism in Eukaryota, Metazoa, Arthropoda, Insecta, Hymenoptera, Cephidae. The record is from RefSeq and is a predicted model, not a curated record. The coding region runs from base 400 to 1716 and encodes 438 amino acids. Gene Ontology annotation, molecular function: sterol binding. Gene Ontology annotation, cellular component: membrane; cytosol; intracellular membrane-bounded organelle. The transcript has 9 exons.
UUGAUCAUAAUAAUCAUACCGAAGUACGGUCAAACUAAUAUACGGUAGAACGUACGUAGUAAGGGAAAGCGCCCUCGAAUAUUCAGUACGGGACGAGCCUUCGCUUGGGUUCGAGAAAUGAAAUAAUUAAAAGUAUGGAAGUGAUACGAUGAUAAAGGGAGAGGCUCGAUGAUCGCGCAAUGAUCCCAGAGGCAAUUUUUGUGAAAUCUCGUCAAGUAUUAUAUGUAGGAGAAUGACGAAGUCGUGCUCGUGAUCGAUUUAUUUUUCGCGGAUGUUGACCGUAGAGAUAAAUAAGGAUAAUUGCAGAGGACUGACAGCUGUUGGGAACAUUGGUGCGGCCUAUCGCGACUCAAAUUUAAUUGAGUUUAGGAUCCUCGAGAUAUUCGUCUUAAUCGUACAAUGGCCAGUGAAAAACGUGGCUACAGAACAACGUUACCAGCUCCAGGACACUCGGAGGUAAAUCUUUGCUCGGUAUUGUCGCUGGGAAAGGAUCUGAGCAAGAUAACGAUGCCUGUCAUUUUCAACGAACCAUUAUCGUUUCUACAACGAGUAGCGGAAUACAUGGAAUACGCGAAAUUGCUGAAACAAGCUUCGUUGGAGCAGACGCCUAUUGGCCGAAUGCAGUACGUUGCUGCAUUUGCUGUCAGUGCUUUAGCAUCUAAUUGGGAGCGUCUUGGAAAACCUUUCAAUCCCUUGUUAGGAGAGACCUAUGAAUUGGAAAGGGAAGAUUUUAGGAUAAUAUGCGAACAAGUUUCCCAUCAUCCGCCUGUAUCAGCUUUCCAUGCAGAUAGCGAUGAUUUUAUCUUCCAUGGAAGUAUUCAUCCAAAGUUGAAAUUUUGGGGAAAAUCUAUCGAAGUCCAUCCUAAGGGAAUUGUCACUGUGGAACUUCCCAAAUGGAAAGAGGCCUAUACUUGGCAAAAUGUUAAUUGCAUCCUUCAUAACGUACUCGUGGGUCAGUUGUGGAUGGAACAAUUGGGUGCUUUGGAAAUCAAGCAAUACGGCGGUGCCAAUUUGAAAGCAACACUUUCCUUCAAGAGUGCCGGCUGGAACGGAAAGGAUUUACACAGAGUAGAAGGAUUCAUAACUGAUCCAGAUAAAAGAAAAUUGGUCUUCCUAUAUGGAAAAUGGACUGAGAAGCUGUGUGCGUGCGAUCCCAGUCUCUAUGAAGAAACCAUUGACAGGAUCAGACGAGAAGCAAAGAGUCCUCAAAGUAGUCCGGGACACAAAAAGGUAUUGGCGAAACUGCACAGUCUUAAGGUCGGCGCAUUCAAACCUUCACACCAAGACGCGAUAGACGAAUCUGGCAAUGAUGGAGAAGAUGUUCCAACCGUUGAUGAAAUUGCUGGAUCAAUUACCCUUUGGGAAGGCGUUUCAAGACCUGCUAAUAGCGCCGACUUUUAUCAGUUCACGACAUUCGCGAUGUCACUCAACGAAAUGGAGCCAGGAAUGGGAAAAUCGUUAUGUCCAACUGACUCCAGAUUGCGACCAGAUAUAAGAAAAUUAGAAAUGGGAGAUCAAGACGGUGCCGCCGCGGAAAAGAUUAGGCUCGAAGAGAAACAGCGAGAGUCGCGCAAAGCGAGAAAACACAAAAAGGGUCCCGAGUGGGUGCCGAGAUGGUUUCAAGUUGGUAUAAAUCCGCACACAAGACAAGAGGACUGGCUUUACCAGGGUGGAUAUUGGGACCGUAAUUAUUCUGAUUUGGAGGAUAUAUUUUAAAAUUAAAGCAAAGGAUGCAUCAUGCACUCUGAUCUUAUUCAGUGAUUCCUUUUUGAAUCAUGCAAUGGAUUUACUCAAUAUGGGGUAAUGUUGUGAAUUUUAGAAUGUGAAGUUUUAGAAGGCUGUGCACGUGUGUUAUAUAGGUAAAUGAUUAUAAACAUGGAAACACAAGUGUUUCUCCAAACUCUCUGUGUAUGGAAUACCGGUAAUGGUUUGAACCCUUGGCUGACAAUUAACAAGGUUAUGAUUAUAAUGUGAAAAGCACAUUUGACACAAUACCAUUUUCCCCAGAUGGUCUCUUUUUCAUAUGGAUUUUUGCAAAGUCAAUGAACAUUUAUAUACCAUAUUUAGGUAAAUACAAAUGUCAUAUGAGUUACUCCAUCUUUAAUACAUAAUAGACUAUGCAUUCACCUGACUCAGUUUUAAAUAUAUAUGUGAUUAUGACUGCGAUUUCUAUUAACUUUUUUUUUCUUUACAGUUUAUUGCUACUCGCGCAAAUGGUAAAAUGAUAUUUUCCUCAAUUUCAAGCUCAAUAUGAGCCUUAAGGAAACCAUUCUUAUACAAUUAUUGAACAUUUUUAAUAUAUGCCUUAUUAUCGCAAGUUCUUCCAGUCUAGGGCAAGAAUAUAAUACGUUAAUCACAAGAUAAGUGAAUGUUUCAAACAUAUAUUAAUAACAAGCCAAAAUAAGUUCUUAAAAUCUCCAAAAACAUGAUACUUUAAUUAACACUAAAGAAUAUAAACAUUAUGAAAGCCAGUGUAGUAACAUUGGGCUAUUGAGAGAACCAAGCAUAGAUAAGAUACCUCAUGGAACAUAGUUUUCUCAUUUGAUAAACCUAAAUGCAUAGUAACACCAAGAAACCAUUUCGAGUCUACCUAAAGAUAUUUUCUGGAGCUUGUGCUUCGUAGUUCACAGAAAAAGAAAAAAAAGUGUUCGUAUAUAAUAUAGUGUAGAUAAAUAUACACAUAUAUGUCAAGAGCAUUUGGGAUUUCAGGUUAUUAUCCAAGAAAUCCCAACACUGAACACUAAGAGUUCAAACAUUGUCAAAUGUAAUAUUAAAACAUGGGAUAGUUUGACUCAAUUGCAUAGUAUCCAUUUAUUCCUAUUCUAGGAAUAUUAUAGAAAAUGAUACUAAAUUUAGAGUUUGAUCCUGAAUAACGAAAUCGUUGCCUAUAUAUAUCGUAGUACCUAGAAAUUAUCUAGAGGUCGAUGUCUAUAUGUGAUUUCGCUAGAAAAAUGAAAGAAAUAUCAAUAAAAAAAAAAGGAAACGUACCAAAAAUGUCAGAUAAUUAUUAAAUAAUUUGCACGAUACACUUGCGAUUAGGUUUAUUUUAAAAACGCGUAAUCGUGAGGCGAUAAUCAAUAUUGCAAAUCAGCAAAACAUAUAACGAUGAAUUUAUAGUAGAUUUGUGUAUAUAUAUAUAUAUAAAUAUACUGAUGUGACACCGCACUAUUAUAAAGAAUACUGUUAUAUCCUUUUUGUAGGAUAUGCAUAUGUAGUUACGUAAUGCGGCUUUUGGCUGAUACGUACGUCUGUGCCAUUUAUCAACAACAUAUAUUUCUUAUGUGACAAAAAUUAUAAGUUUUUUUGUCCUUCGAAUUAUCUCCACCACUAUUUUUAUAAGACCAUUAUCAUGGGAUUGAUAAAUCCUUCCUUACUAGAUUACACGGCAUACAUAUAUCGCAGAGAUUUACACAUAUGUACAUGUGUAUAUAUAAUUAUUGACACCUGUAUAGCUAAUUUCACAAAGUCUCGGUCUGAUUUAAUAAAUUAUCAGUAUGACGUACCAGAAUCUUUUAAUGCCGUAAAAGGAAUAAUGCUGUCGAGAGUGUUGCUUUGGAUGAUCUUUGUGAAGGAGAAAGAAUUUUAUUUGUGUGGAAUUGUUGCACAUUUGUGUGAUAUGGAAAUUAUGCUUGACGCAAUAAACUAUUAUGAUUGAAAAUAAUUUACUUGCUAUUUUAUGUGCCAACGCAGCUUUUUCUGUAAUGUAUCAAUGAUUGCGUGUAUGAGUUUUGAAAUUUGUACAGGCUUAGAUACUGCGAGCAAUUGAUUUAUCAUAUUGUAGUUUGAAUUAUUGAAUCAUGCCUCUGGACUCGAAAACUGAAAGUGAAUUGAAUAUUUAAAAAAAUUGGACUAUUGCUUUUGAAGCUUUUUACUAUUACGUUACUUUGUCUACGAGAAACUUAAUGAUGUGCGUCUUUGAGUAAAAGUAAUGUAUAAUGCUACUUAAAAUAAAUGUAUAACCAAAUUGAAAUUAACGAAAAAAUUGAUAUACUCGAAAUUUAACUGUUUGAUGAGAAAAAAUAAUGGAGAAAUGUAUUUGUCAAAAAAAAGGAAGACGAUUCCUUUUUUUAAAAGGAGAAUCGAGAAUUGAAUAUUCGACAGUACAAAGAAUUGAUUAUUCACUGUAUCCACUCCUAAUGCUAAUGAUUGAUCUAAGGACACUGCAUAGAGGAUAUAUAAUAUUCUUAUAGCAUUUUAUUUACUUGUGACUCUAUUUUUAAGUCUGAAUUCUAAUUUUAGUCAGUUUACAAAAUAUGUUCACAUAAGUCUAUGAAAAAUAUCAUCCGUGUAAUGUCCUUAUAAAAAUGACGACCGUAUAUAAAAAUGAUGAAAGCGAUUAGGAUCUAAUAUUAUUUAUACAUUUAGAACUUGAGAUGUGUUUAUUUACUACGACGAUCCUGGGAUGCAACAACUCAUAAGUUUACUCGAAAAAGUAUUUAAAAAAAAAGUCUGCAAAUUAUUCGCGUGUGUUAGAGUCGCUACAAGCACGCGUAGAUAAAUAUUAUUCGCGUAUGCAGUUUAUAAAAAACUAUUGUAUUUAUGUUGCCUAUAGGUACGUCUAUAUAAGUGUAAAUAGAUUAGUACCAAAGAAAAUAAAUGUUAUAAAAUCGUUCAAAUAA